AUGAACAAGCCUCGGAAACCCUUGCUCAUCGGAUACGACGCUUGGAUUGGUGCAGAUGCCCUCAAACAUGACACCGCUCUCUACUCUGAGGUGAUCGAGUUCGUUGAAGGGAUCAGCUGGGGUGCACUGGCUGAAAUAUGCAACAACCUCAAAGGCACUCCGUGCACAAUUUCCGAGAAAUAUACCGUUGGCAGAUCUAACCUAGUCCGCCAGAUCAGAUUUAUAGACGACCAAAUCUGGGUAGCACGACUCCGACUACCGCGCAAAGAUGGCAAACCUGCGUCACAAGUGGAAGAUAGCAUUAUAUCCUGCGCCGAAUCAUUGACAUUUCUACGGAAGCGCACGCAGGUCCCUGCCCCAGAGGUUUAUCACUACGAUCCUUCCUCGAAUAAUCCAGUAGGCGCGCCGUACAUCUUAAUGAAAUACGUUCAUGGCACACUCGCGAAAAGGCUCCAGAAGGCCAGGGGCUGUCGAAAAUAUAUGUUCGGAACGCCCAAAGAAGAUGCCAACUUCAGAAAGCAGCUCGCUUCGAUCCAGGUGGGACUGGCAACGCAUAAAUGGGAACGCAUAGGUCGUCCACGCCUCCAUGAGAAUGGAGGCUUCAGCAUUGGGUCUCUGGAGACGGAUUUGAAUUUUGCCACUGCUACUCAGUAUUAUGACCAUCUCACUAAGAAUGCUUUAUGGGGCGGAGCAAGCGAAGCACCAGCAGACUCGCAGGAUACUAUGAUCCUUAUCCCCGCUCUUUUUAAGACCUUGAUUGCUCGCUGGUCGACUCAUUCUGGCCCUUAUGGCUUGGUUCAUACUGGCCUCGGCGCUCACAAUGUUUUGGUCAACGAAAAGUUCGAGGUCCUCGCGCUGAUAGAUCCUAAGGGAUUGAUGACAGCGCCAAUCGAAGUACAGGCUCAGUUGCCCCACCGCGUGGGAAUGCGUAUGAAGCCUCCUGGGUGUAUUGCAGGUUCACCCAAGGAGGAAGAAACGAUGCGAGUCACAAUGCAAAGGGUAAAGGCACAUAGGAAGAUGCUAAAGGAGGCCGACGAGGAAUAUACUACGACUCGGAAUUCGAUGAUUGGUAUGCCACUAUGGAGGGCGAUGUUAUCGCCAGCAGCAAUUUUGGUUCAGGGAAUGGUUGAGUAUGGACAUUUUGGAGAAGAGGUAGAUAAAAGGUGGCUUGUUACGCUCUCAAACAUGGUGAGACAGGCUCAAUGGUUGGCACCCAGUAUCACGCGCAGCUUCCCUAUCCACUAUGCCUUCGACGAUAGCGAGGACGAGGAAGGAUAG
This is a messenger RNA of Arthroderma uncinatum, 1278 nucleotides long. RefSeq lists its product as uncharacterized. Bases 1 to 1278 code for a protein of 425 amino acids. Lineage: Eukaryota; Fungi; Ascomycota; Eurotiomycetes; Onygenales; Arthrodermataceae. The record is from RefSeq and is a predicted model, not a curated record. The transcript has 2 exons.